CCCCGGGGGGAUGCUGGAGGCUCGGAGAGGGGAGAACAGACGAGCAGCGUCGAGGACCCAGACAGACGGCGGUUUGGGGAGAAAAGGAGGCGGGGGGCAGCCGGAAAGCACCGAGGAGGGGAGUACAAAGUGGGGGGAGCGCCGUGGGCUCCUGGCCAGCCCCGGGCAGAGCGGAGCAUCCCCGGCCGCGGCUCCCCCCCCCCUCCCCAAGCUCGGGCAGGGACCCACCCCCGGCGGCGUGGGGCGAGGGGGGCGCCCCCGCCUUGACGUCAGGAGAAGGGUUUAUAAAGGCGGCGGGAGGCGAGGAGAUCCCCAACGCCGGAGCCGAGCCGCAGCGGAGCCGCCAGCGCUUCCCCGCCGCCUCCUGCCCGCGCCCGCCCCGCCGGCGAGAUGCUGUCGUGCCGCCUCCACUGCGCCCUGGCCCUGCUCUCCAUCGCCCUGGCCCUCGGCACCGUCUCGGCCGCCCCCUCGGACCCUCGGCUCCGGCAGUUCCUGCAGAAAUCCCUGGCUGCCGCCGCCGGGAAGCAGGAACUGGCCAAGUACUUUUUGGCAGAACUGCUCUCAGAGCCCAGCCAGACAGAAAAUGAAGCCCUGGAGUCUGAGGACUUGUCCCGAGGGGCCGAGCAGGACGAAGUGAGACUGGAGCUGGAGCGCUCGGCUAACUCAAACCCCGCUCUGGCGCCCCGGGAACGCAAAGCGGGCUGCAAGAACUUCUUCUGGAAAACUUUCACAUCCUGUUAGCUUUUGAAACCCACCUCUCCUCCCCAUCCAUCCCUGCCUUCCUCCUAGCCCCCCGCCCCGAGCAGAACCUUCACCACACGAGGCGAAGACUGUAAAUACACGGUUAUGGUGAAAUGAAACACGCGAGGAAAAUCUGAGUUCGAUUUCGAGUUGUUUUAAUAAAACUUUCUGUUCCAAUUGUACACGAUUUGCUUGAGUUGUGAUUUCUGACUAGUUCCUUAAUGACAUGCACUCUGCGGCUCUUUCAGAUGUACUAUUUUUAAUCCUUCGUUGCAAUAAAGUUUAUGUUUCAAACAGUGA
This is a messenger RNA of Anas platyrhynchos (mallard), 1041 nucleotides long. It is a transcript of the gene SST, whose product is annotated as somatostatin. The record is from RefSeq and is a predicted model, not a curated record. Lineage: Eukaryota; Metazoa; Chordata; Aves; Anseriformes; Anatidae. Gene Ontology annotation, cellular component: extracellular region. Gene Ontology annotation, biological process: regulation of cell migration. Gene Ontology annotation, molecular function: hormone activity.